Molecule: messenger RNA, 1578 nt
Organism: Eublepharis macularius
Lineage: Eukaryota; Metazoa; Chordata; Lepidosauria; Squamata; Eublepharidae
Gene: MMACHC
Product: metabolism of cobalamin associated C
Exons: 4
Coding region: 104-844 (246 amino acids)
Biological process (GO): cobalamin metabolic process
Cellular component (GO): cytoplasm
Molecular function (GO): demethylase activity; FAD binding; cyanocobalamin reductase (cyanide-eliminating) (NADP+) activity
Source: RefSeq, a predicted model, not a curated record
UUCAUGGCAGCUGGAGAACUCGCGCAUUUCAUGAGACACACGGCACAGCUAUGCCGUCCAUCACGGAAACUACAUUACCCAUGGUGCUCAGCGCUUAGGCGCGAUGGAGAAGCGUGUGGCGUAUCUAGAGAAGAGGAUCCGUGGCAAAUUGGAGCAUCUGGGAUUUGAGGUUCAUCCUUUCAAGGUAGGAUGGUACAAUGCAGUCCUUCCUUCAGUUUUUCAUUUGUCAUACUCGGAUAACACACUGGCAUUUGUGGUACUCAGUAUCCCUGCCAUGUUUGACAAAGCCUUCAAACCUUUCUUGAAGAGUCAGCCACUGGAAAAGAUUCUUGACCCUGUGGAUCAGUGCAUUUCCCAUCACCUUUCACUGGUUAGGGAGAGCCUCGCUGACCGUCAGGUGGAGAUUAUGUAUGAUUAUGAGAUGCUGCCCAAUCGGAAGCCCCGGUUCUUGGCCCAAACUGCAGCACAUGUAGCUGGUGCUGCAUACUACUACCAGAGGAAAGAUGUGCAACAAGAUCCUUGGGGAGAGAAGAAGAUUUAUGGUGUCUGCAUUCAUCCCUAUUAUGGAGGCUGGUUUGCCAUCCGGGCACUCUUGCUUUUCCCAGAUGUUGAAGUAUCCUUCUUGCAGCAGAAUCCCCCUAUUGAUUGUGUGAGGACAGAAGAAGAGAAAAUAGAACUGCUGGAUAAGUUCAAUUUCCACUGGCAGGACUGGCGCUAUCGGGACAUUAUUGAAGUGAAGGAGAAGUACUCAGAAGAGCAGAAAACAUACUUUGCAGCUCCUCCAGCUGAACGGUUAAAACUGCUGGGGCUUCAAGGAGGAUUACAGAGGAAUGCAAUGCACUGAUUAACUGUUUUCACUGUGCAAAAGGCAUACGAGGCCUACUUCACUGUGCCUACUUCACAAAGAUGGACCACAACAACAACUUGUUGAUUUAGUCUGGCAACCUGAUUCUCUAUUGUAGGAGGAGAACUGAAUUCUAGAAUGGGGUCAAGCCUAGGUUAUAAGAGGGAUGGUUAAAAUGCUCCUCAUGUUAUAAUAUAGGUUAGCAAUUGAUCUGCCAACCUUGCUCUCAGUUAGGCAGGAAUUAGUUUCACUUGAAACCUGUAAAUCGAUACUUGGUAACACUACAUUUUGAAUUUUAAUAUGAUAUUAUUUUAAGAUUGGUCGGAGAACUUAUUUUUUGUUGUUUACUUUAAUUGUAGUGAGGGAGUGUGCUUUGUUUUAUGAUGGGUAGCUGAAAUGUGAAAUCAUUUGCCUUUUGUAUGAGCUCAGGAAAGACAUCUUUGUACAUGAAGGUAGCACUUUUUGUAUCCCUGUAGGAGAAAUUCUCCCAGAAGCAAAAGAUUUUGAAGGAUAUUGCCUAGUCCCUUUCAUGGAGUCAAAAGAAAUUUCAGAUACCACCUCUACCAUUGUAUAUUCAUGCAUGCUCUGUGACUGUGAAAUUCUUUCAUUUGUUCCAUUGAACUUUCCUCCCCUUUUUCUUUCUAUUCCUGUGCAAAGCAUGGUCAUACAGCCUAACCUAACUGGUGGGAGAGGUGUAAUGGGGUUGUAAAAAAAGUAAAACCGAAGGAAGUAAA